UUGUUUCUCCCUUCAUAAUAAAACGCAGCGUUUACUUCAGUCUUGGAAAACUACAGCUCCAGCUCCACACCGUGCAGGUACUCUCACUCUGUCUUUUCCAUUGCCGCCGUCGUGAAGUCUGAGAGUUGUGAUUCAGUUUUCUCUGAUCAAUUCUACUUCUAAAUUUCUCAUUCGUUAUACAAUUCGAAAGCAAACUGAGGAAACAUGCCGUCUCUUCAAACCGCACUGCCUCCUGAACUUGCCAACAAUGUUAUCAGACUUUAUCGUGAAUGCCUUCGACGAGCUAAAUACAUCGGUCAUCGGCAACAUAACACAGAACUUAUAGUUGACAUGGUGAGACAGCAGUUCAAAAAACACAUGCACGAGACAGAUCCAGAGAAGAUUCAGAAGUUGAAGGAUGAUGCGGCAAGGGGACUUAUAAAUCACAUACUAUAUGAGUCUGAGAAGAUGUCUGGUCGUAAAUUCAGCAAAAGCGCUUGAUGUUGUUCAGAAUUUCAAUUAAUGAGUGCUUUCAGUUGGUGUAUCAGAUCAUGUUUUGGCAAAAUAAUAAUAUAGACUUGAGUGGUCUCAAUUUUUCUUGUUUAUGACUUUCAUGUUGCAUGUGUUGAACCCAUCAGGUUGAAUGAAAUUGGCAUUUUUUAAA
Messenger RNA from Quercus robur (English oak), 643 nucleotides. RefSeq lists its product as uncharacterized. The record is from RefSeq and is a predicted model, not a curated record. The transcript has 5 exons. NCBI's taxonomy places the organism in Eukaryota, Viridiplantae, Streptophyta, Magnoliopsida, Fagales, Fagaceae. The coding region runs from base 205 to 480 and encodes 91 amino acids.